GUGAUCAUGAUCGGAGCGUGCUUAUGUUUCGUCUUGGUAGCUGCAGUGUCAGCCAAUCCGUUGCUGGUGCAAACCCGCUACGGACAACUGCAAGGAGUUGACAAUGGAAACUACUACAGCUAUGAGUCCAUACCCUAUGCUGAGCCACCGCUGGGCGAACUUCGCUUUGAGCCGCCGCAGCCGUAUAAACAGCAGUGGCAGCAAACUUUUAAUGCUACGCAAGCGCCUGUGCCUUGCCUGCAGUGGAGUCUGUUUGUCAGAGAGGAUAACAAGCUGCUGGGCGAGGAGGAUUGCCUGUUUGUUAAUAUCUAUAAGCCCAAGCGUGUCGAACGCCAGAGCUUUCCAGUGGUGGUGCUUAUACAUGGCGGCGCCUUCAUGUUCGGUGGUGCAGUCUACAAUGGCCACGAGCGUAUAAUGGAGAGUGGCAAUGUAAUGUUGGUCAAAGUGAGCUACAGACUGGGACCGCUGGGAUUCUUAAGCGCAGGCGAUAGCAACUUGCCUGGUAAUCUGGGACUCAAGGAUGUGCGUCUGGCGAUCAAGUGGAUUAAGCAAAACAUUGGCAGCUUUGCUGGUGAGCCCGAGAAUAUUGUGCUGCUGGGUCAUUCAGCUGGUGCUGCAGCUGCGCAUUUCUUGACGUUCGAUGAGAGCGCCAAGGAUCUGAUGAAGUCAGUCAUAUCUAUUGGUGGCUCUGCCUUGCAUAAAUGGGCACUGCGUCCCAUUAAUAUGACGCAAGUCUUUGCGCUGGGGCAUUAUGUUGGCUGUGAAGUGACGAAUUGCACAAAGAAACUUAAGAGCUGCCUGCAGUCUAAGGAUGCCAAGGAUAUUGUUAGCGCUGUGCGUCACUUUCUUGUGUUUGGCUAUGUGCCAAUUAUUCCCUUUGGUCCAACUAUAGAGCCAAGCGAAGUGGCUGAGCGUGCUAUCAGCACAUUUCCCGAAAAGCUUAUUAAGGACGGCAAGGUGGCGCCCAUACCUUGGACUGUGUCCUACACCUCGCAUGAGGGCGUCUUCUAUUCUGCCAUGCUGCUGCAAAAGCAAGCCGAUGGCAGUGAGCUGAUUGAGGUGCUUAAUACGCAGUGGAAUGAGCUGGCGCCUUACUUAUUAUUUUACGAUAACAUUUGGCUGAGCGAGAAGCAAAGAUAUGAAAUGUCUGCGCAACUUAAAGCUCAGUAUAUGGCUGAUCGCAGCUUCAACAUAGCUAACUACGCUUAUGUGGAGCGCAUUUUCACGGAUGCAAUUUAUAGAAAUGGCACGCAAGCGGCAAUGCAGCUGUAUCGCCAGCAUGUCAAAAGUCCACAUUACGCAUACGUCUAUGACACUCCAGCGGAUAAUGGAUUGGCGCAGUGGCUGGCGCAGCGCACGGAUAUUAAAUUUGGCGCUGCGCAUGGCGACGACAUGUUUAUGAUAUUCGAAUCCCCGCUACGCGCGCCAUUGCGAGCUGAUGAACAACAAAUAACAAAGCAUUUCAUUAAAAUGAUUGAGGAUGCUGCGCAGACUGAUGGCAUUAUGGCUUAUAGCAACUGCGUCUUUCAGAACAAUGCUGGACAGUCGCAGUUACAGCUGAUGGCGAUUAGAAGCAACGGCUGCGAGAAUUUGCAAGUCGAUGCGCUUUUGUAAACAAAGAUAUAUAAGAUUUUACACUUAGAUUAGCUAUAAUUUUUAGAGCUGUGAUGGUAUAGCUAAGAUAGAAUAGCGUGGGUGCAAUAAAAAAAAACUUUACUGCGCAAACUUUUCUUUUAUA
Molecule: messenger RNA, 1738 nt
Organism: Drosophila busckii
Lineage: Eukaryota; Metazoa; Arthropoda; Insecta; Diptera; Drosophilidae
Product: esterase-5B
Exons: 2
Coding region: 7-1614 (535 amino acids)
Source: RefSeq, a predicted model, not a curated record